Messenger RNA from Gaeumannomyces tritici R3-111a-1, 4729 nucleotides. RefSeq names its product intron-binding protein aquarius. The record is from RefSeq and is a predicted model, not a curated record. Gene Ontology annotation, cellular component: catalytic step 2 spliceosome. Gene Ontology annotation, molecular function: mRNA binding; helicase activity. Bases 126 to 4427 code for a protein of 1433 amino acids. Gene Ontology annotation, biological process: mRNA splicing, via spliceosome. NCBI's taxonomy places the organism in Eukaryota, Fungi, Ascomycota, Sordariomycetes, Magnaporthales, Magnaporthaceae. The transcript has 4 exons.
CUAGGUAGGCCAAACACGGUUGGCAGUUGGGCCGGCUUGAUGCGAAGUUCAACACAAGCGACAACGAGACGCGACAGAGAGGCUACGGUAGCCCGACGGACAGCCAUCCCCGCGAGCAGCCCAGAAUGCCCACGGCGAAACGACUGAGAAGCGGCCGGCAGCCCCAUACCGAGGCCAGCUCCAGCCGGGCGACCACGGAACCACGCGACAGAGACUCUGAGUUUGCGCAUCUUGCCCGCCAACACUGGCUCAAAUCAUCGACACGAACUGCCAAGGUCAAAGUCAAGAACGACGUGUUAAAGAAGGAGAUAUGGGGCUCGCUGGAGCGUGAGAACUUCCAGCACAAGUCGCUUUUGGCGCUGGAGAGUCUCCAACUGCUCGAGAGUUACCUGUGGCCCGGAUAUGUUGAGGAUGCCUCCCAACACCACGUGCUUCUAAUAGUCUUCGUCGCGAAUACUAAGCGGCGAGAACGGCUCGAUACAUGGCCCAUCUUCGAGGACCGACCAACUGAUUUUUCGAGCCUGUUCCGUCGGGUCCUCUCCAUCAGUCUCGACCAGACGCUUCCCCUGCCCGUCAGGACGCACGUACUGUCCUUCAUCAUCUAUGCCUUCCAAUCCCUGGACUGCGCUGUAGUGCGCAAAGAGUGUGCCCCGUUGGUCUCCAUCUCCACAUGGCACAACCUGUCGACGGCGGAAAAGCGCGACGGCCUCUUGGACCAAGAUGCUCAGCUGCGCAAGGCCUGGAGGGCUUCAGCAAAGAGAUACGACGCCGCCGAUGAUGCUGCCAAGGCUCGCUUGCGGUUCGAGAGGAUGUGGCUCUACACACUCAUUCUCGACUUCUUACGCCUGUUGCACGACCCAAGUGCGACCCCUGAGCACGCCGCCUACUGUGAACGCUUUACGGAGCUUCUCAUCGACCUCCAGAGCCAACUUCCCACCAGGCGCUACGUCAACACUCUGCUGAGAGACCUACACGUCCUGGCUGCCAUGCGCCUCUCACCGGUGUAUUGCGAUGAGGACAGCGAACCUCUCCGGGAACUACACGGAUUGCUGCAACAUUAUACGCUCUUCACGAUCAAUGAUCAUACCGGCGUACAACUUAGCCGUACCGAGGCUUACGAUCAGCGGUGUACCGACCUGGCCAGGUUACAACGGGUGGCUCUCAAGCACUUCAAGGACAAGCUGACAGUGCUUGCCCUGUCCAAUUAUGGGUCUAUUGGUGACCGCGGUGAGCUGGAGAUUCUGCUGGGGCCGUUGACGGAUAAUGAACUCGUGGAGCUGGCAUCCAGGCUGCAGCUGCGAACAUCUUACCCCAGCCCCUCAAACCUGGCAGUGGACCGCAAGCUCCUGAUGGAAGUACUCUUAUCCAUGUUCGAGAAGAGGCCUACCUUCCAGGAGACCUUGCGGGAUAUGCCCGUCUUACCGACGGAACGGACGUUGUUCGAGCAGAGUCUGCAACGUGCUGACAGCUACGAUGGCGCCCGCCCGCUUGCACUUCCGAAACUGAACCUUCAGUAUCUCUCAGUGGGCGAUUUCCUGUGGAGAGCCUAUGUGCUGUAUAGGUGCGAGGCAUUCUACGGCAUUCGCAAGGAUAUUGAAACAGCACUCCAGCGACUGAAACCCCAGUCUCGCCGACCGGGCGAGAUCUCGUUCGGGGGCAGCUCCCGGAUGGCCUCGAGAAUCACAAAGCCAGCGAUUAUUGAGACUGUCCCUGCUCUGGUGGGAGAUGACGUCCCGUCUCUUGUACGAGCCGAGGUCAGCAUGGACAUCCGUCACAUGCCAGAUGCCACUAGGAGGGAUUGGGAAGCCCUACGACCGGACGAUGUCGUGUUCCUCCUCGCCGUGGAUGCUGCCGGCCAGGAGGCUAAUGAUAAUAGAGACCCCUCGCCGGGGGAACCUCGAAGGGGGCUGCGGGCGGUUCGCACCGCCGAGGUCAUCCAGGUAUUCGACGACAGAGGCCGGCCGGUCCACAGCCCUUCUUCCUUCUCAGAUGGCCACCGCCGUGGCUCCACGAUACGAAUCCAGCUCAGGCUAGACGCCAAGACGUAUAAAGCCGACGCCGAGACCAACCUACCCUCGGAGCAGAAUGAUGUCUACAGUCGUGUCAACGUGCUGCUUCGGAGGAGCGGGCGAGAAAACAACUUCAAGCCGGUCCUGGAAUCUAUCAGGAGUCUAUCACUCUCAGACGUGCCGCUGGCGCCAUGGCUUCACGAGGUCUUUCUAGGAUAUGGUGAUCCGGCAGCUGCUACCUACAAGCUGCUGCCCAACCGCAUCAAGACGCUGGACUUCAGAGACACGUUCCUUGAUUGGCAGCAUCUUGUGGAGAGCCUCCCUGGGAGGAUUGUGGAGCCUGGCGAUGAUGUUUCAGGAAGCUUCGGUCCUCCUUACGUCCUAGAGACGCUCGAUCGUCGCGAGGAGGACACAUCAGCGAAACCGUCCAAAAAGCGGCGGAGAGACGCGGAGCCAGCCCUGAUAUCCGAGGUCGAAACGGUCAAUGUGUCUACGUACAAGCCCUCGAACAGUGGGCCAUAUCCCAUCGACGCGCCCAAGUUCAACAGCAUCCGUUUCACUCCUGCGCAGGUAGAGGCUAUUGUGUCUGGCACGCAACCCGGUCUGACCGUCAUUGUUGGCCCUCCGGGUACGGGGAAAACGGAUGUUGCGACACAAAUCAUCAGCAAUCUCUACCACAACUUCCCUACGCAGCGAACCCUACUCAUCGCGCAUAGCAAUCAAGCUCUCAACCAGCUUUUUGCCAAGAUUGUUGCCCUCGACAUUGACGGCCGCCACCUCCUGCGCCUUGGGCAUGGCGAGGAGGACCUCAAUACCAGCGACAACUUCAGCAAGGCCGGCAGAGUCGACUCGUUUCUCAACAACAGGGACCGGUAUCUCCAAGAAGUUAGCAAGCUGGCGGCGAGCAUGGGCGCCCCUGGAGCUCACGGGAACUCGGCAGAGACGGCUGGUUACUUCAACUCGGCUUACGUUAAGCCGACUUGGGCCAGAUUCACAGACGCCAUCAGCGAGAGCUCCUCCACCGCCACGGACAUUGUUGCGGCAUUCCCCUUCGCCGCCUUCUUCUCUGACGCCCCACAGCCUCUCUUUCCCGAGGGUGCUGAUAGAGAGGCUGUCCUAGACAUCGCCACUGGAUGUUACCGACACAUCUCCGAGGUCUUUUCGGAACUGGCUGAUGUACGGCCCUUUGAGAUACUCCGGCGCGACAAGGACAAGGCCAACUACCUUCUCACCAACGAAGCCCGCAUCAUAGCCAUGACCUCAACACAUGCCGCCAUGAGGCGUGACGAGAUCGCCUCCCUGAACUUUCGCUACGACAACGUAGUGAUAGAAGAGGCGGCACAGAUAACUGAAAUGGAGUGUUUCAUUCCACUGGCUAUGCAGAAGGCACGGGGUGGCAAGGUGCCGCUCCAGCGCGUGGUCCUCUGCGGAGACCACUACCAGAACUCCCCCGUCAUCCAGAGCCUCGCCUUCCGCCACUAUGCCAACCUGGAGCAGUCAUUCUUCUCCCGUCUGGUUCGCUUAGGUGUACCCACCAUCAACUUGGACCAGCAGGGGCGUGCCAGGCCGUCGAUAGCGAGCCUUUAUAGCUGGCGAUACAACAGUCUGGGCAACCUCCCGCACGUCGAAGCGAGCGAGGAGUUCUCUGCUGCCAACGCCGGCUUCAGAUAUGACUACCAAUUCAUUGACGUACCGGACUACCGGGGCCACGGCGAGUCGGAGCCAACCCCUCACUUCAUCCAGAAUACGGGCGAGGCCGAAUAUGCUGUCGCCAUUUACCAGUAUAUGAGGCUGCUUGGCUACCCGGCGUCCAAGAUCAGCAUCCUCACAACGUACGCAGGCCAGCGCGCACUAGUCAGGGACGUGCUGGCGCACCGUUGCGCGAGGAACCCGAUAUUCGGCCUCCCCAAAGUCGUGACCACGGUCGACAAAUACCAAGGAGAGCAGAACGACUACAUCAUCCUGUCGCUUACUCGUACAUCACGAGUUGGCUAUCUUCGCGACAUCCGCCGCCUGACGGUGGCUCUCUCCCGUGCGCGUCUUGGUCUUUACGUUUUGGGGCGCCGGCAAGUAUUCGAAACUUGCCUGGAGCUCCGACAAGCGUUCCAGAAACUCCUCCUCCGCCCCGACAAGCUCACGCUGGUCACUGGCGAGCUUUGGCCUUCUCAGAGACGCCUGUCAGAUGAGACUAACGGGAAAAAUGUACCUGGAGAAGUCGUAAUGGAAGGCGUGGAGCAUCUAGGCCAAUAUGUAUUCGAAAUGACGCGGACUAAACUUGAGCAACUCGGAAACGAGAAUAGCCAGGCGUCUGCUGCGCCCCCGCUGGAAAUAGGUCCGCUGCCCUCUCCAUUGGCAGACUCGCAGCGGAUGGAAGUAGUGGAAGAGGCAGACGAGGACGGUGGGGCUCUGGAAGGUUGAGGACGCACAGAGGGGUUGAGUCAGUUCGUUUCCGGCGCCAGCUCUGGUUGUACCGCUCCUGAGGCCUGCACGGAGCCUUGAUGCCCGAUGGAGGAGCUGAAUCGGCGGGGUCUACGUCACGGCCGGAAUAAAGAAUCCAAAUCUUCACCAGCUCACGCAGCGCCUCCGGAUAAACAGCCAAUUGAAUCAUCAAAUCUACAAAGUGCAAGUGGAGGGACAUGAUAGUGACGCGCAGAGACUCGGCGGUGCAGCAUGAUAAAGCAAAUGCUGGCGUCAACGCGCAAGCCACCAAGGAAACUUGU